Messenger RNA from Thelazia callipaeda (thelaziosis nematode), 240 nucleotides. NCBI's taxonomy places the organism in Eukaryota, Metazoa, Nematoda, Chromadorea, Rhabditida, Thelaziidae. The record is from the annotation of a GenBank genome assembly.
AUGGAUCAAACGAGCAUAACUGACGAUUUAACAAUAUCUCAUAUAAGCGUCAUUGCAACAACACCCCAGAUAAAAGUCAGCAAAGAUUCGAAUCCAACAAGAGGUCGACGGACUAUUACUGAAAGCGACUACAGCAUCGUUGAUCUGGAUGUAACAACACCUGAAUUAAAAAUUCUAGAAGAAGGCUUUGGUAUAUCUGCUUCCUUUAUGUCCAAGUCUUUGUCUUACUUUUGUAUAUAA